This is a messenger RNA of Labrus bergylta (ballan wrasse), 8428 nucleotides long. The record is from RefSeq and is a predicted model, not a curated record. NCBI's taxonomy places the organism in Eukaryota, Metazoa, Chordata, Actinopteri, Labriformes, Labridae.
AGAGAUGGCGAGCUGGGUCUCCCUCCUCCUCCUCCUCCUCUUCUGUAAAUCAGUCUCAAGAGCCCAGGAGGACAGCAACAACAUCCCCAUCCUGGAGUACAUCUCUGAGACCCCCAUCAACAAUGUGGUCCAGGACCCCCAGACCGGUCGCAUUUACCUGGGAGCCGUCAACACCAUCUACCAGCUGGGGCCGGCGCUUGGCCUGCAGGCUCGCGCGGUGACGGGGCCCAAAGAGGACGCUCGGACCUGUACGCCUCCCGCUUCUGCAUGCCAGGACACAAAGCCAAUGCCCAACCUCAACAAGCUCCUGCUGGUCCAUCCAUCCAAAGGCUCCCUCGUAGUCUGCGGGAGUCGCUAUCGAGGCAUCUGCUCUCUCAUGAACCUGACCAACGUGGAGCAGCAGCUGUAUUACAGCGACAGCAAAGGAGAGAGGACUUACGUUGCCAGCAUAGAGGAUUACGUCAACGUGGUGGGCGUCAUGUCCAGCUACUCGAAAGACGACAACACCUUCAGUGUGUUUCUUGUCGGGAAGGGCUACGGAAGCCUGGACAGCACAAAACUCAUUAGCACAAGGAUCCUUCAGGACUUCAGCGACUACGAUCGAGACUGGGUCGUAUUUGAAAGCAUCAUUGAGGCAUCCACGGUACAGACGACGCCAUUUGUUCCCAAGUACCUUCACGACUUCCGCCUUGCCUUCAAAGAGGACGGUUUUGUUUACUUCCUCUUUUCGCGGACACUUGACGGUACAGACACUAAAAACCUCACCUUUAUAUCUCGUCUCUGCGAGGACGACUACCAUUACUAUUCGCACACAGAGCUUCAGUUAAACUGCGGGAAAAAUAACAGAUACAACAAAGUCCAGGCUGCGUACGUGGCUUCUCCAGGGAAAGAGCUCGCGCGGGUCAUGACUGAAGCAGGCAUGUAUGGGAAAGUCGUCCCCUGGAGCAAAGUCCUGUUCAUGGUGGCAAGUCCAGACGACGACGAGAACAACUCUGCCCUCUGCAUGUAUCCUCUCAACUCCAUCAAUGAGCAGCUGUCGGACAUCAUCAGCGCCUGCUACAGCGACUCGGGGAAGAUCUCCGGCUUUCCCGCUGUGGACAUCCCCUACUCAUCCAAAAAUGAAGAAUUCUGCACAUCAAAAAUUGCGAAGGAUACAUUGGAACAAUUCAAAUGUGGCGCAGACUUCCUGCCUUCCCCCUUGGCCAGCAAACCGAGAUUUGCCUUAAAGGUAAAUGAAGUGUUGACCAGGCGGGGCCUUCUGACUGCCGUGGCCGUCGCCGUGGAGAACGAUCACACCGUAGCAUUCCUGGGGAACAGCCAGGGGGAAGUCUUUAAGGUACACCUGGCUGAGGAGCCGUAUGUGUACAGCAAGGCUCCUGGCGACACCUUGGGGGAGAAGGUCAACAAGAACCUUUUCUUUGACCUCAGUCAGAGCCACCUCUACAUUACCACAGAGAAAAGGAUCACCAAGGUGCCCGUGCAGACGUGCCUCCAAAAGAAAGACUGCCAAUCAUGUGUGAAACUGAGGGACCCUUACUGUGGCUGGUGUGUCCUGGAGGGCAGGUGUACCAGGAGGUCUGAGUGCCGCCGGGCAGAAGAGAAGAAUGGUUGGCUGUGGAGCCCCAAGCAGCAGUGUGUCAAGAUUGUCUCCUUCUAUCCCCCGAACCUUUCCUGUAAAAAGACUCAGAAGGUUAAGAUCAACAUCCCGUCCCUCCCUGCAAUCGGACUUUCUGACCACCUGCACUGCACCGUGGAGUCUUUCCGGAGUGAUGGCGUGAUGUCCGACUCUGGCCAAGUCUCCUGCGAUCUGCCCAGCCCUUCAAGCAUACCACAAACAACUGAGGACCAAGACUUUGUGGCCGUUGCGGUCAAGAUUUUCGUCAACGAGACUGUGGAGCUGGCAACGCGGGAGUUCAAGUUCUAUAACUGUGCCGCCACAGUGAGGAAAUCUGAAAACACGCCGUGCAUGUCAUGUGUGGCCAGUUUGUGGGGCUGUCAGUGGAAUACACAAGACCACACCUGCAGCGACAUGGACGACAGUGUGUCGGGCCCCAACAUCAUCAACCACCGCCAGGGAGCCAAGUGUCCUCAGUUUGAGAAUCCAGAUCCUGUGCUGAUCCCCGUGGGCUACAAGACUCGUAUCAGCUUCGAGGGGAUCAAUUUGGACCACUACCCGGGUCGUCUUUUCACAAUCGGCACUGAGCUGAUGAAAACUGUGGAAGAAGAAGUCAUAUUUGAGGAAGGGCCGUUCUACACCUUCGGAGGCUUCAGUUUUUCCUACGACAAGUCACCAGAGACCAAUGUCCUCUUCUACGUGAAGGACAAGGAGUCGGGAAAGAAGAUGGACAGCACGCUGAAUGUCACUCUCUAUAAUUGCUCCAUGGGGAGGGAGGACUGUAGUCUCUGCAAGAACGCUGACCCAAAGUUUCGGUGUGUAUGGUGUGCCAAGCAGAAGGCGUGUGUGUACGAGAAGUUGUGCAAGCAAGUGUCCGAGGAUCCUUACAACACCGAGUGCCCUGACCCCCUGAUCACUGAUAUCAUCCCUCGUUAUGGCCCACUGCAGGGAGGAAUCUCAAUCACCAUCCGGGGCUCAAACCUCGGCAUCCACAAAUCAGACAUCAAAAGCAUCAACGUGGUCGGGGCGCCGUGUGCCCAUCAGGAGGAGAAGUACGCCGUCUCCACAAGCGUGGUGUGUGUGAUCGGUUCUGUUCAGGACAUGACAAAUAACUGGGGCCAGGUGGAAGUCGAAGUGAAGGGGGGGAAGAAAGGAACCUCCUCCAUGUACUUCACCUACAGGGACCCGAUUCCUGCAGAAGUGAAACCCUCCAGAGGUCCUAAAGCUGGGGGCACCCUUAUUACAAUUGAAGGACUUUUUCUGGACACUGGCAGUAAAGAAGACGUCCGGGUCACCGUGGGGACUGUGGACUGCACUGUGGAGCACUUCGGAGAGCAGAUCACCUGCAGGACAGGAGAGUACCUAGAGAAGAUGCCCUCCGAACGUCUCACCGUCACAGUGAUGUAUGGAACGAGGACCACAAAAACCAUCAGAGACGCCUUCGAAUUCUUGGAAAAUCCCAUCGUGCAGGACCACCAUCCCAAAGGGAGCUUUGUCUGCGGAGGGAGGAACAUUGUGGUGACCGGCUCCAGCUUUGACCUGAUCCAGACUGCUGUCUUAAAGGUCGAAAGAGACAACUCAACAUCAUUUGAGGAGGCUCAUGAGAAGAAUGACACAGUCAUCCAGUUUCGGUCUCCGACAGUGAACGACUCCCUGAUCCAGCCAUAUAAAACCUACGUCCAGCUUGACAACUGGGUGAAGGAGCUGAAGCCUUUCGACUACCACCCUGACCCCUGCUUUGAUAAGCUGCAAAAGAAAGUCAUCACCGAGGCCAGCAUCAUCAUCGUCACUGGUCGGGGAUUCUCCAAAGCUAUGACGGCCAAAGAGGCUCAAGCGUUUGUUGGCGACGUUCCCUGUCUGGUCAACACGCUUCAGGACGACAAGUUAUUUCUGGACCCGCCUUCCACCCCGCCCAGCGCUCGCUCCAGACUCCAGCGCAGAGACACCCGGCCCAGGCUGCUGGACUUAACGAUCAAGUUUGGGAAUAGGGAGUGGUUGGUCGACUCGGUGCAGUAUGAGAAGAAGAAUGAUUUGUCGCUCUACAUCAUCGUCCCCGCUGUCAUUGUGCCCAUGCUGCUCAUCAUCGCCAUCUCUGUCUACUGCUACAGGAGAAAGAGUCAACAGGCUGAGCGUGAAUAUGAGAAAGUGAAACACCAGCUGGAGAAUCUGGAGGAGAGUGUGCGGGACCGCUGCAAGAAAGAAUUCACAGACUUGAUGAUCGAGAUGGAGGACCACACCAAUGAACUCAGUGAGGGAAGAAUCCCGUUCCUGGACUACAAAACCUACACAGACCGUGUCUUCUUCCUGCCCUCUAAGGACGGUGCCAAUGACGUGAUGAUCACAGGAAAGCUUGACAUCCCAGAGGCUCGCCGUGCCAUAGUGACUCAAGCACUCAACCAGUUCUCCAACCUCCUGAACUCCAAGACCUUCCUCAUCAAUUUCAUCCGCACCCUGGAGCGCAGUCAUGACUUCAACGCAAGGGCCAAGGUGUACUUUGCCUCCCUGCUGACAGUGGCUCUGCACGGGAAGCUUGAAUACUACACCGACAUUAUGAGAACACUGCUGCUGGAGCUGAUGGAGGAAUAUGUCCACAGCAAGAACCCUAAACUCAUGCUGCGCAGAUCAGAGACGGUGGUAGAAAGGAUGCUGUGUAACUGGAUGUCAAUCUGCCUCUACCAGUUUCUGAAGGACUCUGCAGGCGAGCCCUUGUACAAACUGUUCCGAGCCAUCAAGCACCAGAUCGAGAAAGGGCCUGUGGACGCCAGAGUGAAGAAAGCCAAGUACACCCUCAACGACACAGGCUUGUUGGGUGACGAUGUCGAGUACUCCGUCCUGACCUUGCAAGUGCUGGUGCAGGGAGAGGGCCCAGACGUGACGCCCGUCAAGGUGCUGAACUGUGACACAAUCUCACAGGUGAAAGAGAAGAUCAUAGAGCAGGUGUACAGGAACCUGCCGUACUCCCAGAGACCAAAGGUCGACAGCGUCACGCUGGAGUGGCGCCCGGGCUCAACGGGGCAGAUUUUGUCAGAUCUGGACUUGACUUCCCAGAAAGAGGGCAGGUGGAAAUGCAUCAACACUUUGGCGCAUUACAAUGUGCGAGAUAACGCCACAUUAGUGCUGUCCAAAGUCUUUCAAACUCAGCAGAACUACUACCAGAAUCAGGAAAACCAUGAAGAACGAAAUGCUCUGUUGGAAGACGACAAGGUUUUUCAUUUGGUGAGGCCGGCAGACGAGCUGGAUGAGAUCAAAUCUAAAAGAGGGAGCAUAAAGGACAAGUCGAUGACCAAAGCCAUUACAGAGAUUUAUCUAACACGACUCCUUUCUGUAAAGGGAACACUGCAGCAGUUUGUGGAUGACUUCUUCCGCAGCGUGCUGUGCUCGGGGGCAGUGGUGCCACCGGCUGUCAAAUAUUUCUUUGACUUCCUGGAUGAGCAAGCGCUGAAACACAACAAUGUGGAUGAAGAGACCAUCCAUAUCUGGAAGACGAACAGCCUUCCUCUGCGAUUCUGGGUCAACAUCCUCAAGAAUCCCCACUUCACCUUCGAUGUUCACGUGUCUGAAGUGGUGGAUGCCUCGCUCUCUGUCAUCGCCCAGACCUUUAUGGACGCCUGCACCAAGAGCGAGCACAAACUCAGCCGGGACUCUCCGAGUAACAAACUUCUCUAUGCAAAGGAGAUCUCCACCUACAAGAAGAUGGUGGAUGAUUAUUACAAGGGCAUCAGGCAGAUGGUACCCGUCAGUGACCAGGACAUGAACACUCAUCUGGCAGAAGUGUCACGGUCGCACACAGACAAACUGAACACACAAGUGGCUCUCCAUCAGCUUUACCAGUACGCCAGCAAAUACUAUGAUGGGAUCAUCGCAUCCCUGGACGAGGAUCCAGCUGCCCAGAGUAAACAGCUGACCCUGCGGCUCCAGCAGAUAGCAGCAGCCCUGGAAAACAAAGUGACUGAUCUCUAACACACCGGCUGGAGGGAGGGAGGAUGGGGGGAGCGAGAGAAUGAUAGGAUACAGCCAGUGACUACAGGGGCUUAUUUCUUCUUUUAGAGAAUAAAGUGUGGAAAUAAGGAAAGGUGAGGAGGGACUCUUGUGGGCGUGAGUUUUCUGAACAGUGGGGUAACGGGGACUAAUGAAAUGCAGAAAGAGAGCGAAAAGGGGAAGAAAAUGAUGGGUUACGCUGUCAUAGGUACGCCUUAAAGCUCACUUGCCAAACCUUUAAAGGUCUGCACGCUCACUCAUGCUUCACUGAAUAUUGCUCUCACAAUGCAGUGCGUUAGAGACCUCUCUAAGAAUUAAGCCCUUCUGUGGAGCACUGGCACAGGAGAUAAUCAGAUGUUCAAUUUCUUUCUGUGUAGAAAAGGUUUUAAGAGUUGUAUUAUAUAUUUUUUUUAUCGUGCAGUCUUUAUGCGGAAAGCUUUAUAAGGAAAAAAAUUAUCUUUUUAAAUGGAUCACCUUGUGAUGCGGAUAGUGUUUUUAUUAGCCUGUGUGUGCGUAGCUGUCUGUGUGAAGUGCAACAUGUGAACAAGAGUGUGCGUUACUAAAACUUGAGUGCGUGUGUGAAUGUUUCAGAAUGUGUGUGCACACACAGGAUGCCUACUGUCAGGUGUGAUGGUGAAGGGACGCCUGCUUUCUGUCAUUUUAAUUCCCCACACUCAGUGACACACUGGAGCCGCGCUCUCGCCGAGCCUUUUGACAGAGACCAAAGGGUCCUCACAAGGACACCGGUUAAUCUAGCAAUGUACAGGCUCAUAUGCCUGACGGGUCCCCGGAGGGUUCAGAAAUGUUUGAGUUAAAUUCUUUGCUUUUGACUCGGAUUCGCUUCAAGCUGGACUGCCAUUUGUGCUUCGGGAAGUCGAUAAUAGCACAGUCUGUCUCCCUUUAUUGUACAGUGCCAUGAUACAUUCCACUUCAACUAAAGCACAGAAGGACAUUUCAAGGUUUUUAAUCAUUUCACAGCGAGUCUGUUUCCAGGUAAAUUUCCUCUCUUAUUAUUUGUGUCAGCAAGAAGCAAUUGUGUUGUGCCAUGGAGCCAUGUCACUCAUUUUAGCCCUGCAAUAAUGUCAGAACACCACGACAGUCUCAUUAGCUUACUAACUGCCUUCACAUACAGUAGCAGAUCAGCAAUAUGUUCAAGAGUUUUCCAAAUUAAUUAUUUGCAAUUUUAGUGUUCAUCAUUUCAGUGCCAUUGUUUUUCGUAUUACCCAUGUAAUGUUCCAAAUAAUCAUCAAGCAUUCUGCCUCUUAAGCUAUGAAAUAGCCUUUUGCUGAUGUAAAUACAAGCUGGAGAUGCAGUUGGUACUUAAAUAGUUUGUUCUGAACAACAUUUUUUCUUUGUCGUCGAGGUCAGGUUCAAUCAUGUACAUAAUUGUUAUUGAAAUAUUGAGUGUCAGUGUCAGAGCCGAGGUGUCCACAGGGUAGGAAUGAGGGUUUGAUAUUUCUCGGGCCAUUAAACGAACGCCACCAUGUUCCAUCCUAAAAUUGUAGGUUUAGCUGUUGACAGAUGAUUUAAUUGUAGUCCCUGUAUCUGAUCGUGGAUGUGUGUAGUUGACGGAGCGUAACGAGCUCCGGAGACCCCAGAAUGUUAACGAUCCCUGCCUUGGCUCCAGAGAGGGUUGCACAGACCUCGAUGCCUGCCUGCCUGCCUGUCUGCCUGCCGUCUCAGCGUGGCACCCUGGCAUCCCGACCAACAGCACUUGGCACUGCCCACUCAGCGCAGUGCAGAGUGGCACUCUGUAUAAUGGAAUCAGCAGGGGAGGCUUUUGAUCUUAAUUGCAUGCCGACUGCAGACUCUAUCCUUGUCUCCAGUGUUGUUUACUGCUGACUUCUCUCUCGCUAACAGAGUUGAUGCAAGACGCUUAUUUCAGAGCCUUUCUUUAACCAAAAAAGUGCCUUAUUGAAUAGGAUGAUACAUAUAUAUAUUGGUUCUAAAUUAUUCUAUCGGUAACUAGGUGAUUAUGAUGGCGAUAGUGCUAUAGACACAGCAAUGUAUUUGGACUUGUGAUAUUAUGUGUGCCGUCAUAAAUGCUAGAUGCCCUGCUGCAGCCAUUUGUGUGCCAAUAGGCUGAAGACAUUUCAGUAUGAUUUCUUUAAUGGUUGCAGUUUUAAUGUGUGCAUUUCCUUUUGGGCGUCUGUGGUGUGUGCUUAGUAGGACUUUGGUGGCUAAGGCAAAAAGGCCAAAAUGAAUAAAUGUAAAACAGUGGCUAACGUGAUUUGGGUUUCCCUUGAAAAUGUCUGGCAUUCCUAAAUUAGUCUGAAAUCAAAAGGGUGUCUUUAUGUAGACUGAAUAUAGCGCAACAUUGUUCCAACGUUGUUCUUUUUCUUGCCCUGUGUUUCUGCUAUUCAACAGUGUGUAUGAUAAAUGACUAUCUAUACUCGACAAAUGACCUUUCUUACUGCUGUGCAGUUAUUAUUUUUAUUUCUUGUUUUCCUAUACCAUAUGAAUCUUUGUAAAAGAUGUUGAAAUACUGUAUACUAACUGUAUAAUCCUAUGCAUUAAGUCCUGGGACAAAAAAAAGCAAAAGAGAAAAAAAACUGUUUGUGCAGUUGUCGAGACUUUUUUCCAUUUUGAAACUUGUGAAUGUGCUGUAACGAUUAAAGAAACUGGGACGCUCCAUUUUUUUCAGUCCAGGACCAUUAAUAAAAGCCAACCGUAUCCUCCCCAUCCUAGGCAGCUCAGAUGAUCCUCGAUCUUGUACCUGGUCUGGUUUUACUGGAUGAACUUAAUUUUACAAAGUUUUGUGUGGACGGAGCAGUUACCCACAGGUUUCAUCAUACACUCCUCCGUGAAUAAACUCAGAGACAUAUACGCCCUUCA